Molecule: messenger RNA, 852 nt
Organism: Elephantulus edwardii (Cape elephant shrew)
Lineage: Eukaryota; Metazoa; Chordata; Mammalia; Macroscelidea; Macroscelididae
Product: 28S ribosomal protein S2, mitochondrial-like
Exons: 3
Coding region: 1-852 (283 amino acids)
Biological process (GO): translation
Cellular component (GO): mitochondrial small ribosomal subunit; ribosome
Molecular function (GO): structural constituent of ribosome
Source: RefSeq, a predicted model, not a curated record
AUGGCGUGUCCAGUGCUGGAGGUCUCCAUGGAAGCAGCCUUCCUCAGAUUUCUCUUGAGGAGCCCUUGGCGGGUUCAGACUCAGCAGCUUUCAGAUAGAGGCCGGGUGCUUUGUGCCCCAGGAGGCCUUGCUCUGGUCCUCAACCUCAAUGACAAAGUGCUAAGUGAGCCUCUCAAGCACUCUGAUUUCUUCAACGUCAAGGAGUUAUUUUCUAUCAAAAGCCUCUUUGAUGCCCGCGUGCACCUCGGACACAAAGCUGGCUGUCGGCACAGGUUCAUGGAGCCAUACAUCUUUGGGAACCGCCUGGGCCAGGACAUCAUUGACCUGGAGCAGACAGCUAAGCACCUGCAGCUGGCCUUGAAUUUCACAGCCCACAUGGCCUAUCGCAGAGGAAUCAUCCUGUUUAUGAGCCGGAACCGGCAGUUCUCACACCUGAUCGAGAACACAGCCCGAGACUGUGGCGAGUACGCCCACACCCGCUACUUCAAGGGCGGCCUGUUCACCAAUGCCCCCUUGCUGCUCGGCCCUGGCGUCCGCCUGCCGGACCUCAUCAUCUUCCUCCACACGCUCAACAACGUCUUUGAGUCCCACGUGGCGGUGCGAGAUGCUGCCAAGAUGAACAUUCCCACCGUGGGCAUCGUGGACACCAACUGCAACCCCUGCCUCAUCACCUACCCUGUGCCCGCCAACGAUGACUCACCUGCGGCGAUCCAGCUCUUUUGCAGACUCUUCCAGACAGUCAUCAUCCGGGCCAAGGAGAAGAGGAGGCAGGUCGAGGCCUUGUACCGCCUGCAGCACCCCAAGGCAACCGAGGGUCAGCGGCCAGGGCCCCAGCCCUCCCCAGGAGCAUAG